AUGUCGCAGUCGCGCGACAAGCAGCGUGCCUCGGACUAUGCCGCAGAGGGCCCGCCGCCGCGCAGCGAGGAGUUCCACACACCAGAGGGCGGCAGCAAGCGCAGCAGCGCUGGCGCCAACGGCAGCGUGCGCUCCAAGCUCAGCAAGUGGUCGCGCAACAGCAAGCGCGCGCACUCGCGGAAUGACUCGCAGGCCUCGAGCGCCGGCGCCGCAAUCGCCCCGCCGAGCGAGGGCGAGCGGCGGCUCUCUGGCGAGGACGCCAUCACGCUGGACGAGGACGGCGACGAGACGGUCGAGGCUCCCGCGGGCGCAUACGCGAUUCAGCCUCCGUCGCGCGCGAGUCUCGCGAUCGCCGCCGAGCUGCCUGUGCUCAACGAGGCCGGCGAGCAGGUCCGCUUCGGCGAUCUCUUUGAGAACCGGCGCACCAUCUUCUGCUUCCUGCGCCACUGGCUCUGCCCGUUCUGCCAGAUGUUCACCGAGAGCCUGCAGCUGCUCGACCCGCUGCCGCUCGAGCGCGCCGAGCUGGACCUGGUCGUGAUUGGCCAGGGCCACUGGCACGUCACGCGCGCAUACAAGGAGGUCAUGAAUGUGCCUGCGUGGAUUCAGAUGUAUGCGGACCCGACGCGGAAAAUCUACAAGGCACUGGGCAUGACGCUGCGCACCAACGACGCCGGACCGGCGUGCACGCGGCCCGAGUACCAGACGCGUGGCGCGCUGAAGGGCACGCUGAUCGCGAUGAAGCGCGGCGUAUUUGACAUGCCUCUGCGCAUGCCGGGCGACCUCAAGCUGCUCGGCGGCGAAUUCAUCCUCGGACCCGGCCUGCAGUGCUCGUUCACGCACCGCAUGGUGACGGUGCGCGGCCACCUGGAUCUCAAGCGCGUGCUUGUCCAGGCGGGCUGCGAC
Tilletiopsis washingtonensis is the source of this 903-nucleotide messenger RNA. RefSeq lists its product as hypothetical. Lineage: Eukaryota; Fungi; Basidiomycota; Exobasidiomycetes; Entylomatales. The annotation marks the transcript as partial. The transcript has 3 exons. The record is from RefSeq and is a predicted model, not a curated record.